GGGGUUAUAUCGUGCCUUGUUUGCCCUGUCCGGGUAACUUUGGAUGGGGCCACAGUGUCCCCUCGAUUUUUAAGCAUUUUGAACGAAGUGCCGUUUGGGAGCUUAGUGGGCCUGUUCUUUUAAGUGAAAGGAGCCAAAUGAACCACCAACGUCCUGCUGCGUUUUUAUGACGCAAUUUAACCGCGACUCUUAUUUCUACAAAAAUGAAUUGUAAACGACAGCGAGACGAUAGCGACAAUACAGAGAAAAGAAAGAAGAGAAAGAAACGUGAAGAGAUAGCAGCACUUUCUCCGCUACUCGAGGACGAAGAUGUGAAGAGGGGGGUGAAGGAAGCAUGGUCGCAGCGAGCACAGUACUCUCAUGGUCAGCUACUUGCUAGCUAUCUUAGCUACAUGUGUACACCAAGCACAUGCUUUGGCUAGUCUUGUUUCUCUCUCGUUACAUAGAUGGUUAUUUUAUUGAUAAGCUAUUAGUCUCCCUACAUAUCAAUAUUGUCAGUCAAGUGCAAAGCUUUAGUCACAACUUUGCUUUCAUGACCACUGAUCUGAAAACACUAGAAGAUGUGGGUCAAACUAUCUACCUCCACAAUUAUCACUUUUCAUGAAGUUUAACGUUUUUAUUAGUCGUAUCUACGGAAUACGCAUGGUAUACAUCAUCCAACGAAAUGCUUACUUGCAGGUUCCUUCUCGACAAUGAAACAACAAUAAGGAAAGAACAUAAAGUAAAUGGCUCCGUAGAAUAGAAAAACAUGUUUUAGCAUAAGUAUAAUUAAUGAAGGCACAAUUUAUAGCCAAUAUGUACACUUAUAUGGGGGGGUCUGGUAGCAGCAGUUGUGAUGUGUGUGUAGCAUUCGGAAAGUAUUCAGAACCCUUGACUUUUUCCACAUUUUGUUACAGCCUUAUUCUAAAAUGGAUGAAAUAGUUUUUUCCUCUUAUCAAUCUACACACAAUACCCCAUAAUGACGAAGAAAAAAUUAUAAAAAUCAAAAAAUUAAAUAUUACAUUUACAUAAGUAUUCAGACCUUUGGCAGCGAUUACAGCCUCAAGUCUUCUUGGGUAUGACACUACAAGCUUGGCACACCUGUAUUUGGGGAGUUUCUCCCAUUCUUCUCUGCAGAUUCUCUCAAGCUCUGUCAGGUUGGAUGGAGACUGUCGCUACACAGCUAUUUUCAGGUCGCUCCAUAGAUGUUAGAUCGGGUUCAAGUCCGGACUCUGCCUAGGCCACUCAAGGACAUUGAGACUUGUCCCGAAGCCACUGCUGCGUUGUCUUGCCUGUGUGCUUUGGGCCGUUGUCCUGUUGGAAGGUGAACCUUCGUCCUAGUCUGAGGUCCUGAGCGCUCUGGAGCAGGUUUUCAUCAAGGAUCUCUCUGUACUUUGCUCCGUUCAUGUUUCCCUCGAUCCUGACUAGUCUCCCAGUCCCUGCCGCAGAAAAACAUCCCCACAGCAUGAUGCUGCCACCAUCAUGCUUCAUCGUAGGAAUGGUGCCAUGUUUCCUCCAGACGUGACGCUUGGCAUUCAUGCCAAAUAGUUCAAUCUUGGUUUCAUCAAACCAUGGUCUGAGAGUCCUUUAGGUGCCUUUUGGCAAACUCCAAGUGUGCUGUCAUGUGCCUUUUACUGAGGAGUGGCUUCCAUCUGGCCACUCUACCAUAAAGUAGUGAUUGGUGGAGUGCUGCAGAGACGGUUGUCCUUCUGGAAGGUUCUCUCAUCUCCACAGAGGAACUCUGGAGCUUUGUCAGAGUGACCAUCGGGUUCUUGCUCCCUGACCAAGGCCCUUCUCCCCCGAUUGCUCAGUUUGGCCGGGCGGCCAGCUCUAAGAAGAGUCUAGGUGGUUCCAAACUGCUUCUAUUUAAGAAUGAUGGAGGCCACUGUUUUCUUGGGGACCUUCAAUGCUGCUGAAAUUUUUUUGGUACCCAUCCUCAGAUCUGUGCCUUGACACAAUCCUGUCUCUGAGCUCUAUGGACAAUUCCUUCGACCUCAUGGCUUGGUUUUUGCUCUGACAUGCACUGUCAACUGUGGGACCUUAUAUAGACAGGUGUGUGCCUUUCCAAAUCAUGUCCAAUCAAUUGAAUUUACCACAGGUGGACUCCAAUCAAGUUGUAGAAACAUCUCAAGGAUUCACAUUGAGGGUAUGUGUCACUACUGUUACUCCUAUCUAUGACUGUAAGUCGCUUUGGAUAAAAGCGUCUGCUAAAUGGCAUAUUAUUAUUAUAUUAUGAUCAAUGGAAACAGGAUGCACCUGAGCUCAAUUUCAAGUUUCAUAGCAACGGGUCUGAAUACUUAUGUAAAUAAGGCAUUUCUGUUUUUUAUUUGUAAUACAUUUGUAAACAUUUCUAAAAACCUGUUUUUGCUUUGUCAUUAUGAGGUAUUGUGUGUAGAUUGAAGAGGAUUUAAAAAAUGUAAUCCAUUUUAGAAUAAGGCUGUAACAUAAUGUGGAAAAAGUCAAGGGGUCUGAAAACUUUCCGAAUGCACUGUAUAUGUGUAUGGGUCUGUGUGGGUGUGUGCAUGUGUGCUAAGAUGCGGAGAAUCAGAACAGGUGGUCAGUCCAGUUCAAGUGUUCAGCAGUCAGAUGGCUUGUAGAUAGAAACUGUCACUGAGCCUGUUGGUAUCUGACCUCAAGCUCCGUUACCGUCUCCUCGUGGCUGGGGUGUGUAGGGGUCCUUUAUGAUGCUGCGUGCCUUCCUCAGACACCAUUUCGAAUAGAUGUCCUGGAUGGGUGGGAGCACGGUCCCAGUGAUGUACUGGGCCAUCUUCACCACCUGCUGGAGGGCCUUGCGUUUGUAGAUGGAGCAAUUCUCAUACUAGGCUGUGAUGCAACUGGUCAGGACGCUCUUGAUGGUGCAGCGGUAGUAUUUGAAGAGGACCUGGGGCAGCAUGCCGGGUAUCUUCAGCUGCCUUAGAAAGUAGAGACGCUGUUGCGCCCUCUUGACAAGAGUGGUGGUGUUAUUGGUCCAUGACAAGUCCUCGGUGAUGUGGACGCCAAGGAACUUAAAACUUGUGACUCUCUUUCUGCUGCAGUCCUAUUGAUGUGGAUCGGGGCGUGUUCCCUCCUCUGCUUCCUGAAGUCAACAAUCAACUCCUUUGUUUUGCUGACAUUGAGGGAGAGGUUGUUGUCAUGAAACCACAAUGCCAAUUCUCGUACCUCCUCCCUGUAGGCUGACUCGUCAUUGUUUGUUAUACAGAAGAUAGCCCUGCUUGGUAAAAUACUAAGUCCAUAUUAUGGCAAGAACAGCUCAAAUAAGCAAAGAGAAACAACAGUCCAUCAUUACUUUAAGACAUGAAGGUCAGUCAAUACGGAAAAUGUCAAUAACUUUGAAAGUUUCUUCAAGUGCAGUCGCGAUGGAAAUGGAUCUGGAUCUGUUGUAGUGGUAGGCAAAUUGGAGUGGGUCCAGUGUGCCUGUCAUGCUGGCCUUGAUAUGGGCCAUGACCAGCUUCUCGAAGCACUUCAUGAUGACCGUGGUGAGUGCGAAGGGGCGAUAGUCAUUUGGGCAUGUCACCUUGUUUUUCUUGGCCACUGGGACGAUGGUGGUCUCCUUAAAAGACGUGUGUACUACAGCUUGGGACAGUGACAGGUUGAAGUUGUCCGAGAAGAUGCCCGCCAGCUGGUCAGCACACAUUCUGAGGACGCGGCCAGGUAUGCCAUCUGGGCCGGCGGCUUUGUGAGUAUUAACUUUUUUGAGAGUUUUCCUCAAGUCAGCCUCGGAGAGCGAAAGCACCUGGUCGUCCAGAGCAGCGAGAGUCUUCCUGGUUGGCUCGGUAUUGUCUGCCUCGAAGAAAGCAUAUCAUGUGUUAAGGUCGUCUGGGAAGGAGGCUUCGUGGGCACCGCACAGCUGGACUUUAAGACAUGAGGUCAGUCAAUACGGAAAAUGUCAAUAACUUUGAAAGUUUCUUCAAGUGCAGUCGCAAAAAACAUCAAGCGCUAUGAUAAAACUGGCUCUCAUGAGGACCGCCACAGGAAUGGAAGACCCAGAGUUACCUCUGCUGCAGAGGAUAAGUCCAUUAGAGUUACCAGCCUCAGAAAUUGCAGCCCAAAUAUAUGCUUCACAGAGUUCAAGUCACAGACACAUCUCAACAUCAACUGUUCAGAGGGGACUGUGUGAGUCAAGCCUUCAUGGUCGAAUUGCUGCAAAGAAACCACUACUAAAGGACACCAAUAAGAAGAAGAGACCUGCUUGGGCCAAGAAACACGAGCAAUGGACAUUAGACCGGUGGAAAUGUGUCCUUUGGUCUGGAGUCCAAAUUUGAGAUUUUUGGUUCCAACCGCCGUGGCUUUGUGAGAUGUAGGUGAAUGGAUGAUCUCUGCAUGUGUAGUUCUCACCGUAAAGCAUGGAGGAGGAGGUGUUAUGGUGUGGGGGUGCUUUGCUGGUGACACUGUCUGAGAUUUAUUUAGAAUUCAAAGCACACUUAACCAGCAUAGCUACCACAGCAUUCUCCAGUGAUAUGCCAUCCCAUCUGGUUUGGGCUUAGUGGGACUAUCAUUUGUUUUUCAACAGGACAAUGACCCAACACACCUCGAGGCUGUGUAACGGCUAUUUUACCAAGAAGGAGAGUGAUGGAGUGCUGCAUCAAAUGACCUGGCCUCCAUAAUCCCCCGACCUCAACCCAAUUGAGAUGGUUUGGGAUGAGUCGGACGGCAGAGUGAAGGAAAAGCAGCCAACAAGUGCUCAGCAUAUGUGGGAACUCCUUCAAGACUGUUGGAAAAGCAUUCCAGGUGAAGCUGGUUGAGAGAAUGCCAAGAGUGUGCAAAGCUGUCAUCAAGGCAAAGGGUGGCUAUUUGAAGAAUCUCAAAUAUCAAAUAUAUUUUGAUUUGUUUAACACUUUUUUGGUUACUACAUGAUUCCAUAUGUAUUAUUUCAUAGUUUUGAUGUCUUCACUAUUAUUCUACAAUGUAGAAAAUAGUACAAAUAAAGAAAAACCCUGGAAUGAGUAGGUGUGUCCAAACUUUUGACUGGUACUGUAUAUCAAAUCAAAAUUUAUUUGUCACAUGCGUAGACCUUACCGUGAAAUGCUUACUUACAAGCCCUUAACCAACAAUGCAGUUCAAUAAAUAGUUAAGAAAAUAUUUACUAAAUAAACUAAAGUAAAAAAUAUAUAUAUAUAAAUAAAAAGUAACACAACUAAAGUAAAAAAAAAAAAAGUAAAGUAAAAUUAAAAAUUAAAAGUAAUAUAUAUGGCACCCAAAGGGAAGUCACAAAAGGGUGUCACAAAAAAGUAUGUUUUUGGAGUAUUGAGAAGGUUUACCAGCUUCCUAUGUGCUGUUAGAACUGGUUAUAACCUCAAACGAAAAUGAGCCAGAGGCAACAACUAGCUCUAUAAGACAUACUUUAGUUAAUGUUACAUUUGUACACAUAAUUAGUGUUAAAACAUUGUUUAUAUUGCUAGACCACUCGUUGAGUGUUCCUCUGGUGUUCCUCUUAAGGGGGCCUGGAGCUGGACUGCCACCCUUUCCCUCACUGCAUCAUCAGGAACUUCAUCCAGAGUGAGAGCUUUACAGAGAACCUACAGAGGGAGCUUCUAGACCUCAACUUCCAUGAGAAGUCCAACGACCUGUACAAAUUUAAUCAGGUGAAAAAGGAAAACAGAUAGGAAUACAGUUUGGAAACGGGUUACUUCUUGUUCAUAAUGUUUCUUUACUCUGCCUUUUGGAGUUAUGACAUUGGGAGUUAUGACACUCAUUGACAAUUUAUCUUACAGUCAGAUGACCUGAAAAAGAGAAAAGAGCCUCACAUCACAGGCUUGAGGUAAUUUGUAUGUGUGUGUGUGUGAGAGUGAUUUAGGGAGGUAGAGAGAACAUGUUUGCUUUGUGUGUGUGUGUGUAGCAGAUGGGGAUCUGUGAAACUCAUUCCUCAGCCUGAAGUGUCUCCAUUUGCGCGUGCCUCCACAAGUGUACCAUUUGCACGACUGGGUAAGACGCUUCAGGAGGGCGGUCACGUGUUUGCGAGGCAGAGGUCCUGAGUUCGAGCCUCGUUAUGCGCUGAAUCAGGGGAAAGCUGUACUCACUAAGCAAGCAGCGUGAUGUCCUUUACAUGUGCAUGCUCUCAGUUUGGCUGUUUUUGAGCUUUGUGUGUGUUUUCAGGGCAGCACUAUUUGGGCGGUUUCGAUCCUGGCUGGGGGAAGUGUUGGGGGUAGAACUGGAGCCCACAGUGGACAUUUCCUGUGCCAAGUACCAAUACACUGGUGAGCCACAUGUUUUUAUCUCUACUCUUCAAAAAAGAAAUGAGCAAGCCUUUAUAUUAGCAUGCUCCUCCUCCAUCUCUAAUAAAGCUAUAGAAGAAAAGAGCAGAAGCACUUAGCUAUCCCCCAAGAUAUCCUGUUCUGCCCACUGCAUAUUUAGUCUAUAUGGACAUGCAUAUUUCUGGAAUUAAUGAUGAAAUAUGCAUGAUCUGUCUGUUACAAAUCACUCUCUCUCUUUAUCUAUUGUGGUCCUCUGUAGCUCAGCUGGUAGAGCACGGCGCUUGUAACGCCAAGGUAGUGGGUUCGAUCCCCGGGACCACCCAUACACACAAAAAAAAUGUAUGCACGCAUGACUGUAAGUCGCUUUGGAUAAAAGUGUCUGCGAAAUGGUAUAUUAUAUAUUAUAUUAUCUAUGCCCUCUCUAUCUCUCUGUCGGUAGAUGUUCUGUUGUGUCAUGAUGAUGAGUUGGAGGGGAGGCGUGUUGCCUUCAUCCUCUACCUUGUCCCUCCAUGGGAGUGCAGCGACGGAGGAACCCUGGAUCUCUUCAGCACAGAUGGUAAGUAUUGGUGUGUGGCUGUGUGUGUGUUGGCGUGAGUGAAAUAAUUAGUGUUUUAACUUAUAAUCUAAUUUGUGCAUAGGUCACUUCCAGCCCCAUAGUGUGGUGAAGUCUCUGGUGCCCAGCUGGAACACUCUGGUUCUCUUCGAGGUUUCACCCGUCUCCUUCCACCAGGUAGUUCUUCCUAUACCACCAGGUAACAACCACACGCUUCUCACCUGUCCAGGUAGCAGUAGUGCAAUCUACGGAUGGCUGUCUCUCUGUGUGUUUGUCCAGGUUGCAGAGGUGUUGUCAGAGGAUAAGUGUCGUCUCUCUCUGAGUGGCUGGUUUCACGGGCCGUCUUUGGAGCGACCACGUCGUCACAUCGAGCCCCCCUUCCCAAGGAGCCCCCACCUUCCCAGAGAUGUAAGUGUGUGUUUGUUCUGAAAGAGUGAACUCACAGCCGUAGAGCAAGGAUGUAGUCACAUGAAAUAAAUAAAUGUGCGUGUGUGUGUGCAUUUUACCUGAGUGUGUAUUUUGUGUCUGUUCACAGGAGACACUGCUGCUAGAGUGGCUGAAUCCACUGUAUCUGGACGUUGACUACCAGUCACAGGUUCAGCAAGAGUUCGAGGACAGCUCUGAGAUCCAGCUCAAGAAUUUCCUCAAAGUAACCCAUUACUCUACCUCUUCAUUUCUCCAUCUCUCUCCUGCUGCCUCUCUCCUGGUUGACAGUGUCUCUCUCUACAGGAGGAGAAGUUUAAGGAGGUGAGUGAAGCACUGCGAUCGACUGAGGUCCAGUGGACCAAGCGAGGUCCUCCCAACAGGAGGUGAGCCUGUCCAGUCAUUUGUUUGUGUGAGUGAGAGAGAUAUCCCUAAGGUGUUAUGAUGCGUGUAAAUGUAUAUGAUGUGUGUAAAUAUUUUUGUGUGUAUGUGCAUUGUGCAGAUGUUAUGAAGUGGCUUCGUUAGAGUCCUUCCCCCAGUGUGUGAAUGCAUGCUGGGAGCUGCUGUGCUCGGAGGCGUUCUUCCUGCUUCUGUCCAACUUCACUGGCCUGAGACUGCACUACCUCAGCCCCAGUGACGAAGACGAGGAGGAAGAGAAGGACCAAGAAGAUGAGGAAGAGAGAGAAGCCACAGGGUCAUCUGGGGACACACCAUCAGCUAAUAAGAAUAACAAAGGUGUGUUGCUUGUUUGUGUCUGUAUGUGUUUUUUUGUGUGUGUGGGUUUGUGUAUGUGUGUUGACCCCUGUGUGUAUCCUCAGAUCUGUGUGUUUGUGAGCCUUGACCUUUCUGUACCUCCUCAGGACUGAAUAUGCCUUUGUAAAUAUGUGUUGACCCCUCUGUGUGUAUCCUCAAGAGCCGAGCACGCCGGUGUGUGUUGGAGAGCUACGGCGCUGGGCUCACGGGGGCUACACACUACUGCACGAUGGAGACGCAUCAAGAGCGGAGUACGCCCUUGACCUACUGCUGCCCCUGAGCUGUCCUGGUCAGUCACACACGCUUAAUCAGACACUCAUGCUUAAGCACACACACAGACACACAAUGUAGGUUAGAAUCAUAGUUUUAGGAACUAUUUGCAAAGUUGUAAGUGCAAAUGUUUUCAUACACAAUAUCAACUCCAAAGUGUGAUAACUGUCUUUUUAUUUAUCAGACUGGCAGACUGAGUUUGGGGGCUUCACCUCUUACGUUGCUAAUGAAGAGGAUGAGGAGGUGAGUGAUGUCACUGUUCAAAUGGCAACUGAUUAACUAGAUUCCUAUGAUUGUCAUGGUUGUCAUUUCUCAUCGGUGUCCUCCUGUCCGCAGCUCCUGACGGUGUAUCCAGAGGAGAACUCCCUGGCUCUUGUAUACAGGGACAAAGAGACUCUCAAAUUUGUCAAACAUAUCAAUCACAGAAGCUCCACCCUACCUAUUGGUGAUCCUUGUAGGAGAGCAGUUUAUGACUUCUCCUUUGUGUAUUAUGAAUGAGUUUUUGUGUGGGUGUUGAGGUGUGUGUGUUUGUAAUAUAACAUCACUGUGAGGGGUGGUUGGUCUACUCUAAAGCUCCAUGAUGUCAUGUGUUCUUCAUUAAAGUGAACAGGCAGGGAUACCCUGUUACCAUGGUUACCUGGUUUUAGUCGGUAGCCACAGAGUAACGCAGAUAAAAAAUUGUCUACAGUGACAGCAUUUGGUAGCAUUUUGUGUUCAUUAUCGUGUGUCAUUAUUGUGGCGCUGUAUGGCUGAGUUGGUAGAGCAUGGCGUUAGCAACGCCAGGGUUGUGGGUUUGU
This is a messenger RNA of Coregonus sp. 'balchen', 8966 nucleotides long. NCBI's taxonomy places the organism in Eukaryota, Metazoa, Chordata, Actinopteri, Salmoniformes, Salmonidae. The record is from the annotation of a GenBank genome assembly.